AUUUUUAUUAUUAUUAUAGGUACCUACGUGAGUACAUAAUUACUUAUUUCAUUAUGCGCUAGUAAGUAGUGAUUGUAGGACAUUUUGCGUACUGGUAUAUCACACGUAUUAUAAUAACCUAGUAGGCAGUAUAAUAUAAUUACACUUAAGUCGUAAUUCGUAAUCAAAAUUUUAAGUAGUGRUCGACAAUCGAAAAACGCACCGAAUCAUUUCAAUAACAAUUUURUUUUAUUUAUCCGAUAAAUAAAUAAGAUACAAGAGCUUAAACAUGCAAAUCGCGACUAAGCGAUUUUGAAGGCAGACGUGACAUGAAAAUAAUAUUAAAUUAAAAUAAUUAGAUAGACAUUUUCGCCAUCACCGGCAUCCAGGCAGCCAGACGUGGGUAUAAAGAGGAAAGGGGAAGGAGCCAUUCAUCAUUCAUGAUUCAAAAUCGUAUACACWCAUCAAUAUAUCAUAAAAUGGCUGCAAGUUUAAAUCCAUGUGUAUCACUUCCAAUUAGUUUGGAUGAAAAUGAUUUUAAAGAUCUUGUACAGAAGGUUAAAGAUUGGACCAUCAUGCACGGUGGUGGUAUGAGGUCUAAAACACAAUACUCCAAUGAUUCCCUAACUGUGGUGCCAUUUACACUUUUACCAUCGGUGUUCCCACGAUCUGAAUUCCAAAAAGCAGUUGCAAUACAACCAGCGCUGAAUGAGCUUACGCAYCGAGUAUCUAAUGAUCAUGCAUUUUUAUACUCUUGUUUAGAAAAAACGAUAGAAGUUGAUGAAUUUACGCGUAAUUUAUAUAAAUUAUAUGAAACUAUGCGCAAUGAAGGUUUCACUCAGCGCUUGAGCCUUGGAAUAUUGCGCUCAGACAUCAUGCAGGAAAAGGAAGCAAGCGAUGAUUGCAUCAAACAAGUUGAAAUGAACACAAUUGCUAGCGGAUUUGGUUGGCUUGGUAUCGUUUCCGKGGACAUUCACAGAUUUAUUUUCUCGAGAGUUAACCUGCUGAAUAAUUUAGGUUGAUUACCCAAGAAUAAUGCAUUACAAGGUCUGACUUCAGCGAUCAUUAAAGCUUGGGAACUGUUCAAUGAAAAAGAUUCAGUUAUCUUGGUGAUUGUCGAAAAUCAACCGAUGAAUAUCUGUGACCAGCGUUUUCACCAAUUCGAAAUCGCUCGCCAAAGACCAGAAGUCAAAGUCAUCGUCAAGACGCUGACGCAAAUAUYCAAUGAAGCGAAGCUAUCAGAUUCCAAAGGCCUAUUAAUCCAAGGGAAAAAGGUCGCUGUCGUGUACUACAGGGCCGGUUAUUCACCUGAUCAUUAUUUUGGUCAGGCCGAAUGGUCAGCACGCUUAAUGAUUGAACGUUCGACAGCUAUCAAAUGUCCGAACAUACAAUAUCAUUUGGCAGGAACUAAAAAAGUACAACAAGCAUUAGCAACUCCAGGAACUCUAGAACGUUUUGUUAAAGACGCCAAGAAAGCUGCAGAAAUCCGAAAAGUGUUCACAGGAUUAUACGCACUGGACUUGGACGAAAAUGGUGACAAAGCUGUCAAAAUGGCUUUGGAUGCUCCUGAUCGGUUUGUGAUGAAACCUCAAAGAGAAGGCGGAGGAAAUAAUUUGUAUGGAGAGGAUAUCAGAAAAAAACUCAUGAGCUGUAUGAAUAGUAAAGAACGAUCAGCUUGGAUUCUGAUGGAUAAAAUAAAUCCUCCCGUCCAAAAAAAUUAUCUAAUUAGACCAAAUCAGGAUUUCGAUAAAAACUCUGCAUUAUGUGAAGUAAUUUCUGAGAUGGGCAUUUUUGGUACCAUAUUAUGUUUAACAUACAAGACUGAUACCAAAAUUUCACUUAAUAAAUUACUUACAUAG
Molecule: messenger RNA, 1838 nt
Organism: Diuraphis noxia (Russian wheat aphid)
Lineage: Eukaryota; Metazoa; Arthropoda; Insecta; Hemiptera; Aphididae
Product: glutathione synthetase-like
Biological process (GO): glutathione biosynthetic process
Cellular component (GO): cytosol
Molecular function (GO): glutathione binding; ATP binding; glutathione synthase activity
Source: RefSeq, a predicted model, not a curated record